Messenger RNA from Alosa alosa (allis shad), 754 nucleotides. Its product is annotated as histone H4. NCBI's taxonomy places the organism in Eukaryota, Metazoa, Chordata, Actinopteri, Clupeiformes, Clupeidae. The transcript has a single exon. Gene Ontology annotation, molecular function: DNA binding; structural constituent of chromatin; protein heterodimerization activity. The record is from RefSeq and is a predicted model, not a curated record. Gene Ontology annotation, biological process: nucleosome assembly. The coding region runs from base 17 to 328 and encodes 103 amino acids. Gene Ontology annotation, cellular component: nucleosome.
GAAAACAGAAUCAACGAUGUCUGGAAGAGGAAAAGGAGGCAAAGGUCUUGGAAAAGGAGGCGCCAAGCGCCAUCGCAAGGUUCUCCGCGACAACAUCCAAGGAAUCACGAAGCCCGCUAUCCGUCGCCUGGCUCGCCGUGGUGGUGUGAAACGUAUUUCUGGUCUCAUCUACGAGGAGACUCGUGGUGUGCUGAAGGUUUUUCUGGAGAACGUGAUCCGUGAUGCCGUCACCUACACCGAGCACGCCAAGAGAAAGACCGUAACCGCCAUGGAUGUGGUCUACGCGCUGAAACGCCAGGGUCGUACUCUGUACGGUUUUGGCGGUUAAUUCUUGGUUCCAUUUCAAAUCUACACAAAAGGCUCUUUUAAGAGCCACCCAUAUUUUACAAUCAAAAGGCAUAUUAUUCCGCAUCACAGUGGUGUCAUAUGUAUAUGUAUAAUCUGAUUUUGGUCUUAAGUAAUUGGCAAAUAAGGCUUUGGUGAAGAACUACCACUUUGAACAGUUGACUCGGAAAUGGGUCUAUUACUCCAAGCUUCUCGACCUCUUCUGGUGAAAAGCCAAGACUGCAUCUAAAUUAUCCCGGCUAGAUGGUGGACAGGAAGCUUUACUAGUGAAAUAAAUCUAUCCUAACCACCACACGCCCCCACAUACGUAGUGAACAUGAAUAAGAAUGGGAUAUUCUUUUUACAAAUAAAGAUUGGAGCAAUCAGAAUAAAGUUUUCCCACGUCUCUUGCAUUGUAAUAAAAACAAAU